GUCACUUCAGGAGUUGAGCCUAAUACAGUGGACUGCACACCGUAGACAUGGGGAUGUUGCGCGUUGAGGAGCUUGUUACUGGCAAGAAAUGCGAGAACAAGGAGACAGCGGAGCGCUUGCCAGAGGAGACCACAGGGGGACUGUACGAGACAGCCAUCACCCAAGAGAAACAGGAUGACCGGAGAUCGCUCACAGACCUGCCAUCUGCCUCGACCUGUGACCAUGAGGUCACCCUGCAAACCUUAAACACUGACAGAGCUGGCCGUCUGAAACUCGAGACUGUGGAUGACCUUUACAACAUCCUACAGCUGAAGAAGAGGAAGAGAGUGAAGAGGGUGGCAGCUAAGAAGCCAGAACCUGAACCAGUGCCCGACGUAGUGGAUGAAAUGACAUUCCUGGAUGCAGCUAUGAAAAACAAGCUUCCAGUGAUCGAGAAGUACCUGGCUGAUGGUGGAGACCCCAACGUCUUUGACAAUUUUAAUCGCACUGCCCUGCACAAAGCAUGUUCCCAGGGCCAUGUGGACAUUGUGAAGAAACUUCUGGAGGCAGGGGCUUCAACUGAGAGUAAAGACAAGCUGGACUCCACAGCCGUUCACUGGGCCUGUCGGGGAGGGAGUCUGCCAGCCCUGGAGCUGCUGCUGAACCACAGUGCCAACUUCAGUGCCAGGGACAAGCUGCGCAGCACUCCCCUCCACGUCGCAGUCAGGACUGGACACUACGAGUGCGCCGAACACCUCAUUCACUGCGGCGCCGACGUCAACGCCAAAGACAAGGAGGGGGACACACCUAUGCAUGAUGCUGUGCGGACAAACAGGUUCAAGAUUAUCCAGCUGCUCCUGCUUCACGGAGCCAACCUGAAGCUCAGAAACUGUGAGGGAAAGUCACCGAUGGAGAGCGUUCUUCAGUGGCAGAGUGGAGCCAAAACCAUUCUUUCCAACUUCAAGGAAGAGACCCAUUCAUCCAAGUAAGAUGGUACAUUCAUAAAUGGUCCACUUACUGGAUUACAGAGCCAGAAAAGAGAAUAUGAAGAUGUGUUUUAACUGGCACUUUGGCAGAAAUGCAAUGAUUUUUUUGAAGACUUGGUUUCUGAUGAAAUAAUGGAAGAGUCACAAACUCCACAUUAUGGUUGUGUCUCUUAAAAGAGGGAGAAACAUGAAUUGUUGCCAGUUUUGGAAGAUUUCAGAAAUAGGACUGAUGUGAGACUGAUGUAAUGGAAAGACCACACUUCAGUUAUGGAAUUUAAAAGAGAUGUAAGAGUAAUGUCAUGUUAGACUUUGAAGAUACCAGAGAGAGAUGGCAGGACGUUAUUUGUUGAUGAUUAAGAUCCUCUGAUGGAAAUGAGUCACAAAGCCCAUGUUGUGGCUGUGUUCUAAAAGACUGAAGCAAGUGACUUGAUGGAAGACAUCAGAAAGGGAAUACCAGGGAUUAUUUAAUUAUUUGAUUGAGUACUUAAUUAAGAAUCCCAAAUCCCAGUAUGUUGAGUUAAAACUAAUGUCAGAUUUCAGAGAUAUUGAGAAAACAGAACCAUAUGUACUGAAUUAAAAGGAUGAUUUUCUGAUGCAAAAAAAGCAACUUUACAAACAGAUACAGUGGUUGUGUUCUGUGAGAGAAUGGCAAAUGUGUUGGGAAGGCAGUUUUGAGAGCUUUCUGGAAGGGAAUGUUGGUCAAUGUGAUGUGAUAUUUAUUAUCCCUAUUGAUGCCUUAUUGAAACUUAGUGCAAAUGAUUAGAAAAAAAUUCUUAGCUGAAACCAAAUUGCCAUAGUAUACUGAACUUUGUGAAUUUCUAUGUUAGUAAAAAUUUUAACCCGGAAAUGGUAAAAGGUUUCCAUGAACAGGAAAGACAAAGGAAUGUGACAGCAAAAAGGAUGUUAAAGGAGAGAUUUUUGUGUGAUGACUUAAAUGUUACCAAGAGUCUUGACAAUGUAAUGCACUUAUGUUUAAAUGUUUUGUACUUAAAUGUAAAGUUUAUCUGUACAUUUUGCCAAUUAUUUAUUGUUGUUGUAAAUUCAAA
Messenger RNA from Megalops cyprinoides (Indo-Pacific tarpon), 2011 nucleotides. It is a transcript of the gene ankrd1b, whose product is annotated as ankyrin repeat domain 1b (cardiac muscle). The record is from RefSeq and is a predicted model, not a curated record. Gene Ontology annotation, cellular component: cytoplasm; nucleus. Gene Ontology annotation, molecular function: protein binding. Bases 48 to 968 code for a protein of 306 amino acids. The transcript has 9 exons. Lineage: Eukaryota; Metazoa; Chordata; Actinopteri; Elopiformes; Megalopidae.